Molecule: messenger RNA, 3852 nt
Organism: Huiozyma naganishii CBS 8797
Lineage: Eukaryota; Fungi; Ascomycota; Saccharomycetes; Saccharomycetales; Saccharomycetaceae
Gene: SKI2
Product: SKI complex RNA helicase subunit SKI2
Exons: 1
Coding region: 1-3852 (1283 amino acids)
Biological process (GO): nuclear-transcribed mRNA catabolic process, 3'-5' exonucleolytic nonsense-mediated decay
Cellular component (GO): Ski complex
Molecular function (GO): RNA binding; RNA helicase activity; ATP binding
Source: RefSeq, a predicted model, not a curated record
AUGUCAACCCCUUUAACUGAACAGUCCAUUGAGGAUUUGUAUCAGAGUUUAAAGAAUAUUACGAAUGAUCCUGAUGUCCAAUUAUUCGAAGAUAAAUUGACCAAGCUGAACUUAAACGACGUCAAGGCGAAAGAUGCUGCAUCGGUUGACAAAACCAUACAAGACAAGUUCUUGAGACCAUCUCAUAUUUUACCGUGGUCGAUUUUGGAUUCUGUUCAGAAAGUCCCAGACCUGCAGUCCAAGACGCUCGACUAUAAAGAUCUGCUGACCCCACCAGAACGCAUUACAAGAACAGCCUACUACUUCAAAAGAAAAGGUCUUGCCGGGAAAAUCUCUCACUAUCAGGAGGAAGUAUCGUUAAAGGAGGUCGCUAAUGCCAAUGCGUCCAAUUCUUUGUCCAUAACGAGAAGUUUGAACCAUCAUGGUAACAUAGUAAGAGGGAACACAUCGCAGCUUCCUUUCACUCCAGGUGGUGUACCUUUGCAAUCUAUGAAUGCAGCUCCAAUUUCAAACUUGCUCCAUAAGGAUAAAGAUGGACUAUUUGACAUCCCAGAUGGGUUUUCGAGGGGUAUCGUCCCAAGAGAUGAAGUUGAAACGUUUCCAAAUGAUGAAGGUGGCGAAGCUGUCGAGCACGAUGUGAAAGAGCUGGACAAAUUGGAUAACGCACAUGAAGUUAAACAGGAAGUCAGUGACAUGAAGUUGAGAGCAGAACAGCAAGCGAACCAAGAGUUGUCGGAUAGGUUCAGAACUGCCAAGACAACAUCGAGUAAAAAUGCUGUUGAUGACACGAUUUCAGGAAUUGACGAUUUACUGCCCAUGGAUAUCAAUUUUGGUAGAUCCGUUGCCACAAUGAAAAACAUUCUGAAAAGGAAGGAGUGGGCCCAUGUCGUCGACUUGAACCACAAAAUUACCAACUUUAAUGAGCUAGUUCCCAACCAAGCAAGGACAUGGUCCUUUGAGCUCGACACUUUCCAAAAGGAGGCCAUUUUCCAUUUGGAACAAGGUGACUCGGUUUUCGUUGCUGCACAUACGUCUGCAGGGAAGACUGUAGUGGCAGAGUACGCAAUUGCAAUGGCGAAGCGUAAUAUGACGAAGACCAUCUACACUUCUCCAAUCAAAGCGUUGUCCAAUCAAAAAUUUAGAGACUUUAAAGAGACAUUUGAAGAUAUUGACGUUGGUUUGAUUACCGGUGAUGUGCAAAUCAACCCAGAGGCAAAUUGUUUGAUUAUGACUACUGAAAUUUUGAGAUCAAUGUUGUACCGUGGUGCCGAUUUGAUUAGAGACGUGGAAUUCGUCAUAUUUGAUGAAGUUCACUAUGUUAACGAUCAAGAUAGAGGGGUAGUAUGGGAGGAGGUGAUUAUCAUGUUGCCGCAGCACGUCAAGUUUAUCCUGCUGUCUGCAACUGUUCCUAACACUUACGAAUUUGCGACCUGGAUUGGAAGAACUAAACAGAAAAACAUCUAUGUUAUAUCUACCCCCAAAAGACCCGUACCGUUGGAAGUUAACAUUUGGGCAAAAGGACAAAUGAUACCUGUUAUAUCACCAGCCAGAGAGUUUUUAGAAACAAACUUCAACAAGCACAAGGAUCUUUUAUCAGGAACUAAGGCUGAUGCCACACCUCAGAAUAAUAGCAGAGGUGGGGCACAAGCCGGUAGAGGGAAUGGCAAGCCGGGUGCUGGUAGAGGCGGUGCUAGAGGCGGUGCUAGAGGCGGUGCUAGAGGCGGUGGCCGUGGCGGUCGUGGAGGAAAUGGAUCUCGCGGCGCAGGCGCCAUUGGUUCUAACAGGCGCCAAUUCUUUCAGAGAAGUGCUCCCUCCAAAAAGACAUGGCCUGAGUUGGUGAACUAUCUUAGAUCGAAAGAUCUGCUACCCAUGGUCGUCUUUGUAUUCAGUAAGAAGCGCUGUGAGGAAUAUGCUGAUUGGUUAGAAGGGAUAAAUUUCUGUAAUAACAAGGAGAAAUCGCAGAUCUAUAUGUUCAUCGAAAAGUCAAUUACACGGUUGAGAAAAGAAGAUAGAGAGUUACCUCAAAUACUGAAGAUUAGAUCGCUGUUGGAGAGGGGUAUCGCUGUUCAUCACGGUGGUUUGCUUCCCAUUGUCAAGGAACUCAUUGAGAUUUUGUUUGCAAAGGGAUUUAUCAAAGUUCUGUUUGCCACUGAAACCUUUGCUAUGGGUUUAAAUCUUCCAACUAGGACAGUCGUUUUCAGCGAAAUAAGAAAGCAUGACGGUAACGGGUUAAGAGAUUUAACCCCUGGCGAAUUCACACAAAUGGCUGGUAGGGCAGGACGGAGAGGUUUGGAUAAAACGGGUACUGUCAUUGUUAUGGCUUAUAGUGAACCACUACAAAAGGGUUCUUUCAAAGAGGUAUCCCUAGGUGUUCCAACAAAGUUGCAGUCCCAGUUUAGACUAACAUACAAUAUGAUCCUGAACUUGUUAAGGAUUGAAGCUUUGAAAGUUGAAGAAAUGAUUAAAUACUCAUUCAGUGAAAAUACGAAUCAAACUUCACACCCUGAACAUGAAAAGAAAAUCAAGAAACUUCAAGUAGAGCUUGAAACUGUCGAAGACUGCAAAUGUGACGUAUGCUCCAAAGAUUUGGACAGAUUUUUGAAUGCUACAGUCAAAUACAAGCAAAAUACCUCGAACAUCCUCACUGAACUAUCAAAGUCUGCAGACAUUUUUAAGGUCCUUCGUAUUGGUAGACUGGUUGUGUUAAGGGAUGCGAAACAAAAACACAGAUUGGGAUUUAUUUUCAAAAAUGACCUCAACUCCAAGACUUCGACAGUACUGAUAUUUACAAAACCAGCAGGGCUGCCUGAUGGGUCCCCAAAUUUCUUACCAUACAUUGGGUACUUGAAAGCAUAUGCGAAAAACAAUUUCCAGCCAUUUGAAAGAGAAGACUUCUUUUUUGAAAUUGUGCCCUUUACAUCCAUAGAGCAGGUCACAAUAUUCAUAUUGAAAGUUCAAUACAAAAAUUUGCUAGAUCAGGAAGAGCAAGCCUUGAAAGACUUCCAUACAGAAACCUCCAUGAUUCUUAGAUAUUCUCAAAAAUUGAAGGAGGUGUCAAUGAACAUGAGGGGUAACAUCAAGGUACAUCAAGAAAGUUUAGAAAGAGAGAAUAUCAAGAAGGAAUUGGUUUCGCUAGAGUCCUUUGGGUGUCCAAAGCUUGCUGAACAUUUUGUUCCCGGAUAUAAAAGAUAUGCCAUUGAAGAUGAGAUCGAAUUGCUAACCCACCUAAUGUCCGAUGAAAAUUUGAAUCUAUUACCCGAUUACGAGAAGCGGUUGGCUGUAUUGCAGUCGGCAGGGUUUAUUGACAGUAAUCAUAAUGUUGAGCUGAAAGGAAGGGUUGCCUGUGAAAUUAACUCAGGAUAUGAACUGGUCAUCACCGAGCUAAUCCUGGAUAACUUCCUUGGUGAUUUCGAACCUGAAGAAAUUGUCGCUUUGUUAUCUGUUUUUGUCUAUGAGGGUAGAACGAGGGAGGAGGAACCACCUAUUGCGACUCCAAGACUGAUAAAGGGUAAGAAGAGAAUUCAAGAGAUUUAUCAAAGAAUGUUGACUGUAUAUGAAGAGAACCAAGUUCCUUUGACCCAGGAAGAGGCCGAAUUUUUGGACAAGAAGCGUUUUGCCUUGAUGAAUGUUGUUUACGAGUGGGCGAGAGGUCUAUCGUUCAAGGAGAUUAUGCAGAUCAGUCCGGAAGCGGAAGGUACUGUCGUCAGGGUCAUUACUUGGUUAGACGAAAUAUGUCGUCAAGUAAAAACAGCGUCCAUUAUUAUUGGUAACCCCGCGCUACAAAUGAAAAUGAGCAGGGCCCAAGAACUGAUCAAAAGAGAUAUUGUCUUUGCAGCAAGUUUGUACUUGUAA